Messenger RNA from Musa acuminata subsp. malaccensis (wild Malaysian banana), 1811 nucleotides. The record is from RefSeq and is a predicted model, not a curated record. Lineage: Eukaryota; Viridiplantae; Streptophyta; Magnoliopsida; Zingiberales; Musaceae.
UCACAAGCUCUUACUGCUCCCCUGGGAAACCCAUGAGUUUCCACUUGGUAAUCUCCACAAGUAACACAAGAUUUCCAUGCAACGCGAGUCAGUAUGAAUCUAGAAGACGAAGCAGAUUCCAUAUUCCAUGUAGCAGAAAGGUCCAAUUGCUACGUGCCAUUCCACGUACCCAGCAUUCCUACUGCUCUACCAAACCCCAUUAACGUGUUUCCUGCGGAGGUUUCUUUCGGGCAACAGAGAGAAGAAAGCUUUGUGAAGAAGAGCGGCCCAACGGUCGCCCGUGUCCGUCCCGGCAGUGACGAACCGUCCGAUCUCCAGAUCGGUGGGGGUGUUUUGGUCAUUUUGACCACAAGAGUGGCAUCGAGAGAGCUAUUUAAAGGGCUCCUCCGGAGAGAGCGGGAGGAUUGCUUUCUUCUCUGUUGCCGAUUUGUUGCCACUGGAUUCUUGGAAAUAUGGAAUCUGUUGACAACAUUGUGGUGGAAGAUGAUAGAAAUCAUGAAGAUGGGCUAAGACAGGACAAACCAAAUAUAAAACAGACGAGUGAACUGUAUUCAUUCAAAAGGAAGCAAUCUUUGCAAGCUCGAUAUGUUUAUGGAUUUAUUUUCUUCAUAACAAACUUACUGGCUUGGUUUCUUCGUGACUAUGGGCACAAGGUUCUUCAUAGUUUUCUUCCUGAAAGGGCAUGUGGAGUUGAGGGAAAUAACUGUGUUCAUGCUGGAGGAGUUCUUCGAGUGAGCUUAGGGUGUUUCACAUUUUUCUCACUCAUGUGUGUCACCAGUUUUAGAGUUCACAAGCUGCAAGAAGCUCGCAAUUCAUGGCAUUCUGGGUGGUGGUCUCUGAAGUGCAUGGUUUAUCUUUUAUCAACAGGGUUUCCGUUCAUCAUCCCUUCAAAUAUUAUCCAAAUAUAUGGUGAAGUUGCACGUGUUGGUGCUGGGGUCUUUCUUCUUCUCCAACUUAUAAGUAUGAUCCGCUUCCUUAAAUGGUGCGACAACCAGUGGAUGGCAGAUUUGGAAACAAACAAAUGUGCCUUGCUUGGAUUGUUCUUGUCCACCAUUUUCUACAUUGCUUCUUUCUUUGGGAUUAUUCUGAUGUACUAUUUAUAUGCACUGGAGUCAACUUGUGUCAUCAACAUAUUCUUCAUCACAUGGACAGCAAUAUUGGUUAAAGUUAUGAUGAUAGUAUCUCUACAUUCUAAGGUUAAUGUGGGACUUUUAUCUUCUGCAAUCAUGGGUUCAUACAUUGUUUUCCUUUGCUGGUCUGCUAUUCAAAGUGAACCUCAUACCCAGAAAUGCAACAGUCAAAAGAAAAUGGCCGACAGAGAUGACAUGACUACUAUACUAAGCUUCUUUAUUGCUAUUUGUGCGAUUGUAAUGGCAACAUUUUCAACUGGAAUCGAUUCACAAUCUUUUCAGUUCCGCAAGGAUGAGGUUCCAUCUGAAGAUGAUAUACCUUACAAGUAUGAGAUAUUCCAUUUCAUAUUUUCGAUGGGAUCAAUGUAUUUUGCGAUGUUAUUCAUUAACUGGGAACUAAAACAUCCAACCAGAAAGUGGAGCAUAGAUGUUGGUUGGGUUAGCACAUGGGUUAAAAUUAUCAAUGAAUGGCUUGCUGCCAGCAUAUAUUUGUGGAAAUUGAUCUACCCUGUUAUAGUGAGGGACAUGGCCAUAUGCUGUAAUGAAUCUGCACAGCAUACUGAUGUGUCAGUAUGAUGUCUCUGCAAUGUGUCCUGCUCUUCCGGAGUGUCUCUCAAGUUGACAACCAUAAUCACAGCGCCUCGUAUGUUUCGAUUUUUCCUUCAGACUGACAAUUGUGUA